AAAAAAAGAGAGACAAUUCUUCUGCACUCAUAUUUGUUUUUAUGCAGGAUGAAAACCGGCUAAUGCGGCUAUUGUGAUUUAGCAAUCAUUUUUAACUUAAGGGUUAUUUCAAAUCGUUUUAUUUAUUUAUAUCCAACAUGCGCAAAAUUCAUCCAGAAUACAAGGCUCUGAUGGACUAUAUCCAGCGGGGCCUGUUGGGAGAUGUUAAGAAAACUGUGGAUAACAUAAAGCUUAUGCCUAGAAGGGUUGACUGGUGUUCCAUAUUGCACAACAAUUCAAGAGAUACAGCUCUACAUGUAGUUUGCAGAUCUAAGAAUGAUUACAUGUUGAGUUAUGUUAUGACUGAAGGAAUGCACACAUGCCUUGAGCAAAGCAAUGUUUAUGGCAAUCGGCCUCUGCAUGAGGCUGCCAAGAUCAGUAAUAUUUUUGCUGUCAACACAUUCAUUGAAAUUGGUGUUAAAGUAGAUGCUUUGAACAAUGCAUUGAACACUCCCUUAAUGCUGAGUGUAAGCUCGCGUGAUGAGGAUUCUGCGGCAGUUGUAGACGCUCUUCUGGGAGAAGGUAGCAACUCUGCACUUGUGAACCAGUUUGGACAAACAGCAAGCCACGUGUGUAGUGGCCUUGGAUCCCUUGAAGCCUUGCAGCUUCUACUGAAGCAUGACAGUCGCACCUGCUCUGUCACUAGACUGGAUGGUCGCUCCGCAUUACACGCCGCAGCUCACCACGGUCGGGAAGACCUGCUGGAGACGCUGCAGGAGCGUGGGCACCAGCAGGACAGCAACGUGCGGGCGCUGUGUGGGUCGACGCCCAUCAUGGACGCCCUGCGUCGUGGCCACGUCAGCACUGCAGCCGCCAUCACUGCCCUCUGGCCCUUGACACACGUUGCGGCCAAAGAUGCCAAGGGCAGGGGCCUCUGCCAGGUGGCCGCCGAGGGAGGGUAUGUGGACGCUAUCAAAUUCGCUGUCAACGACCACAAAUUGAGUCCGCUGCAGACUGAUGACUUCGGCGCGUGCAGCCUGCACAGUGCUGCAGGUGCAGGACGGUGCGAGGCGGUGCAGUUCCUAGUGCAAGACUUACAAGUUCCAGUCGACGUCAAAGACAACGCUGGCAAGACGCCGCUGUGGUGGGCGCUGCAGAACCGACACACUGUGUGCGCUGAGCAGCUGCUGCAGCUCGGGGCUCAGCCGCUCGCUGAACCUGCGGCGCUGAAACAACGCUGAAAAAUACUGCUCGCAUCCACGCAUCUCGGCAGAAUGUCAUCCUUCCUGCAGUCUUUGUAAUAACUUAGCGCACGAUGUAAAAAUAUAAUGAUGGUAUAAUUGUGAGUAAUAAUUGUAUUAUAUCUUGAGUUCUAUGAACUUUUGAAAAUUUAAGCCUUUCCUUAUGAAAGAUGAACCACGUAUUCGGGAAGAGCUAAAACUAUGAAUGGUAUCCCAGAAUUUUUUUUUUCGUGCACCAAUCAGAAAUAAUUUAUUUGCCGCCUGAUUGCUUCAUUCUUACCUGAUUUAUUCUUUAAUCGAGCAGUAAAAGGUUUACUGCAGUGUAUAGCCAAGAUUGGUGUGUUAUUUCUGACAAAGAAUUGACAGUUUCUAUGAAGAUUAUACCGCGUACCACCUACCUCGUUGACCGACUUCAUAUAUAGGAGCAAGAAUCACAAGAAUUGCUGUUGCCACUUACAUGUUCAUUUCAAUGUGUUUAGCGUUGAUCAAACUAAUAAAAAUUGGAACGGAACGUGUUCAGUGAAAUGUGUGCAUGGGCAGGAGAUUUUUCGCCAGUUUGACGCAUCCGAUCCUGUGGAAGUUUCGUGUUCCUGCGAGCGUAUUUGUCAUCAAGACGAGGCUCUCAUCGUCCGUAAAAA
Molecule: messenger RNA, 1858 nt
Organism: Hyalella azteca
Lineage: Eukaryota; Metazoa; Arthropoda; Malacostraca; Amphipoda; Hyalellidae
Product: ankyrin repeat domain-containing protein 16
Exons: 10
Coding region: 138-1220 (360 amino acids)
Biological process (GO): protein localization to ciliary inversin compartment
Cellular component (GO): ciliary inversin compartment
Molecular function (GO): protein binding
Source: RefSeq, a predicted model, not a curated record